Molecule: messenger RNA, 681 nt
Organism: Vicia faba (fava bean)
Lineage: Eukaryota; Viridiplantae; Streptophyta; Magnoliopsida; Fabales; Fabaceae
Source: the annotation of a GenBank genome assembly
AUGGACUACAAAACUUUACAACUCAAUCUCUCAUCAGCAAAAGAUCUCAACAACGUUAACCUCUUCUCCAAAAUGCAAGUUUACGCCGUCGUUUCAAUCUCCGGCGACCCGGUCAAUAACCAAAAGACUAAAACACCUCUUGACAGAGAAGGAGGCGCUAAUCCUGCUUGGAAUUUCUCCGUUAAACUCACAUUCAAUGAAUCUCUCGCUCGCCAGAAUCGUUUGACUCUCGAAAUCAACCUUCGUUGUCCCGGCAGCCUCGCCAUCGAUAAAGACGUGGGUAGCGUCCAAGUUCCUCUCGGUGAGCUUCUCAAACAGACUGGUGACGGGAAAACCUUCCAACAUGUUAGUUACCAAGUUAGAAAACCGUCUGGAAAACCAAAAGGUUCCUUUAGUUUUUCUUACAAAUUCACUGAGCCGGUGAACCACAAUCAUAAGGUGGAACCUGUUAUGGUUACGGGUUAUCCUUCUCCGGCGGUGGGGUCAGCUUCUGCACCUUAUCCUAUUGUGUAUCCUCCUCCUCCGACUCAGCCGCAAUAUCCGACCGAAUAUACGUAUCCGUCGCCUUCACCGUUGUACGGUGAGUAUCAACAAACUCCGGUUAAUUAUUUUUAUCCGCCACAGAACGGCUAUGUGUACCCGCCUCCACAGGGAGUACCUGUUGUAAAUAGCCAUUUUUAA